Molecule: messenger RNA, 1317 nt
Organism: Cyphellophora attinorum
Lineage: Eukaryota; Fungi; Ascomycota; Eurotiomycetes; Chaetothyriales; Cyphellophoraceae
Exons: 3
Coding region: 1-1317 (438 amino acids)
Source: RefSeq, a predicted model, not a curated record
AUGAGCAAAGACAUAGAAGAGGUCGUGAGGGUGCCUGAGCCGUCUUCCACCAGAGCCUGGCAGUGGGUCAAAGGGACCAGUUGUGAUGACUUCGAGAUCAUACCGGGGUCUAACAAAGGGAUUGCGCCGUUCGCGCUUGAAUUCCUGAUCAGAGCUGUCGCGCCAACUGUUGCGACGGCCAAUGCCUGCUUCGGCGUCACAAACAUCUACGGCAGAUGGCUCCUGGAGCACAUGGGCAAGUCUCGCGAGCUCUUUCAUGUCGUCGUUGCAUCGAUGAAAGGAGCGCGUGACUCAUUCACGGGCCAACUGGCAUGUGCGGACAUGCUAGCGCACAAGACCGCCGCCAUCUCGCUGCUUCGAAAGCGGAUCUCGAAAACAAACGCUGUGGUGGACGAUACUGUCAUACUCACGAUGCUGCUCCUGGCUCUUCUGGAAGACGCGCUUGGCGAUCGUCGCGCUUACCAGAUACAUCGCCAGCAGGUCGGUCAGCUGACACGUACGAAGGCUACCAGCAUUACUGGGGCAAUAGUGACACAAUUCGAGACGUGGAACUUUCUGCAGUCGUUCAUGAAAUAUACGCAGGGUAAGCACAAAGGAUAUCAACUCAACAUCACGGACCGCUUCUGUUCAGCAUUUCCGCCAGGCUUCCAGUCACUGGUCCACGCCGAUCGAUUGUCGCCCAAGACCGUCCAAGUCAUCGAGCGGGUUGUCACUCGACAGAACUGGAGCGCGAGCGAUUUGUACACAAACAGCAACCCAUGGGAAGAUGCAUGCUACCGCGAUUUUCGAGAAGCUUGUCCUGCCCUCAACAUCCCAAGUGGACCGAACGGACCAGCUCUGGAGAAGCUGAUCUGCUUGGCUCUGAUUCGAUACUGUCUCAAUAUGGUGAUACUCGAUAGACCGCGGGCGUGUGUCUACCAUACGCUUAGUAUUGAACUUUUGGAUACACUGCCGCAAGCAGUCCCGUCGUCAGACGCGGUGGAACGAGAGGCGCUGUUGUGGGUCUACAACAUGGCUAUUGACUGUUGGGCGGUCUCGUACCAGGCGAUUACCCCUGAGGCAAGUUUUCUGAUGCAAGAGAUGGGUGUCAAGUUCCCUGAGACCUUGGGCUGGACCGUUGAUGACUUCGAUGCGUUUGGGAAACGAUAUUUGUGGACUGAGAACAUCUCGGGCAUUCUUCACCAAUACUACGUGACGGGUGCCACAACUUCCACUGCGCCAGCACACGCCCAACACGAGACAUCAAGCGCCUCGCUCCACAAAGACGCACAAAGGAUUGCUUUUCCCACCGUGCCUGCUGCUGUCCCGAGCGUGUGA